Messenger RNA from Neocloeon triangulifer, 672 nucleotides. RefSeq names its product ragulator complex protein LAMTOR4 homolog (gene Lamtor4). Gene Ontology annotation, molecular function: guanyl-nucleotide exchange factor activity. Gene Ontology annotation, cellular component: Ragulator complex; lysosome. Bases 125 to 421 code for a protein of 98 amino acids. The transcript has 4 exons. The record is from RefSeq and is a predicted model, not a curated record. Gene Ontology annotation, biological process: cellular response to amino acid stimulus; positive regulation of TOR signaling. Lineage: Eukaryota; Metazoa; Arthropoda; Insecta; Ephemeroptera; Baetidae.
GUUGCCGAAUCACGUGACUAAAAUAUAAAAGUAAACAAAUGGUCGAGCAAAAAGUCACAUGAUUUAGGGGAUUUCUUCGAUAUAUAUCCGAUUUUCUAGUUUCAGUAAAAGUAAAAAAACUAAAAUGUUAAAUUUGGAGAGAAUCCCAGACCAAGUUGGCUACUUGGUGUUGACUGAGGAUGGUGCAGUUGUUGCUUCCGGAGGUGAAUUGGAGAACGAUGAGCAGCUUGCAACCAGCAUUACGGAGCUGGUAUACACAAGCGAGGUUUUGGAACAAGGAUCGGCCCCUGAUAAUAAAUUCCACAAGAUAACAGUGGUGUACGAAGACUACACCCUUGGCAUUUGCCUUUCCAACAAAAGGAUCCAUGUUGUCAAGAGGAGAACCCAAUUGAAUGACUCCCCGCUGAUUGAUAUGAACUGAAAGUGCAAAGAGUAAAUGUUAAUGCAUUAUUGUGAUUCUCAAUAUCUGUAAAAAAAAAUUUGUAGCGAUGUUUAUGGUUUCCCCUCUUCAUUUAUUUUUUUAGUUCCAUUUCCAAGUUUUAUUAUUAUAAAAAGUUAAAUUGCAGUGUAUAUUUACAACUUGGAAUCCUCGAUGAUUUUCUAAUAAUUUCUAUAUAAUAAGAAAUAAUGAUAUUUAAAUUUUAAAAUAAAACUAAAAAUACUUCAGCUUUA